UUUGAAUAUGAGUUAUAAGAUAUACAACAUUUCCCCAGCGAUGACGUGUUUGCCCACUUCAGGGUGUCACUGUCGUAAAACUGAACGCCCGCUUUCCGGCAGCUGUACGCACGUGUCUACUGUUGAGCUCUUCAAGCGUUUAUCACACCAGUUCUUCUCCUCCUCGGAUACGGUUGCCAUGGCGAAGAGUCUGCGCAGUAAGUGGAAGAGGAAGAUGAGAGCGGAGAAGAGGAAGAAGAACGCGCCGAAGGAGCUGGCUCGGCUGAAAGCGGUUCUGGGUCAGGAGGGGAAAGGAGAGAUCAGCAUGAAGGAGGUGUGUGAGUCGGCCACGCUGGUCUCGGCUCGCGGGCUGCCGGCGAGGGAGCAGGACGUGGAGAUGAGCGCUGAAGACGCCGCCGAGCAGAAUGAGAUGGGGAAGAUGGAGAUGGACAGCAAGCGGAGCAAGGACACUCUGCUGAAUGAACAUGGACAGUAUCCAGUGUGGAUGAGCCAGAGAAAAGCCAAGAAACUCAAAAAACAGCGCCUGGGGAAGAAAACGGGCCAGAAGAAGAAGAAGAAGGGUCUGGCCUGGUAGAUACAAACAUACACACACACUUGAGUGUGUGUGUGUGUGUGAGUGGUGGUUUAAUGUACAGUUUAUGGACUGUUUUAUUGUGUGUGUGAUGCAGACAGAUGUGUGAGUCUGUACGUAAUGCUGAAUUAUAUAACGCUGUUCCUCUUCAGAACAGUUGGAGGUGAAAACGGUGUGAAACGCAGUGAACAGUGAACGCUGCAUUUUACACUUAAAGUGCAUGAUGUAAUAAUGAGGCGGAGUUUUGUUACCUCGCAAAAAAAAAAAAAAAACACACCCUGUGAUUUCUAUGUGUGUAAUUCUUUUUUUUUUCCUGUAAAUCAGUUUUCAUUUAUUAAACUCUAACAUUCUCCCGAUCAUCUGUUUGAGUUUAUUAUAAAAUCUAAAGGUGGAACGGUCUGUAUAAUCAACUGUACAGGUAAUGUAGCUUAAAUUCUUAAAGGAAACGUUCGUGUUUUGGCUUCAGUACGAAACCAAAGACGUAAAAUGUGCAUGGAUGUAAAUUUAAAGAGGAGACGCUACAGAACAAUAGAGUUAUUAAAACAAAUAGACUUGACAAUUAAUCUUAUGAUAAUUGAACACCUUAAAAUCUAAACAAUACAAAUGAGCCUUCAUCUAAAUAAAUAUGCAUAAAUUUCAUACUUAAUAAACCCAAAAAUCCAGUCUACCAUUUCUUUAUGGUUUAUUGUUUAUUCUUUUAUAUAAAAUGAUUUUAUUUUUCCAGUAUAAACUCUAACAACUUUAAGAAAUGUAUUAAACCGCAAUACAAAUGUAAUUAUUGUUUUUGAUCAAUAAACGUUGAUGUUUCUGAA
Molecule: messenger RNA, 1383 nt
Organism: Pangasianodon hypophthalmus (striped catfish)
Lineage: Eukaryota; Metazoa; Chordata; Actinopteri; Siluriformes; Pangasiidae
Gene: llph
Product: LLP homolog, long-term synaptic facilitation factor
Exons: 3
Coding region: 8-574 (188 amino acids)
Biological process (GO): dendrite extension
Cellular component (GO): nucleolus
Molecular function (GO): RNA binding
Source: RefSeq, a predicted model, not a curated record